CAGCUCAAGUAAUUUGCGGUUAUUUCUAACGAACAAUUAAUUAAAAUAUUUUUUUGUCUUAACAUAUCUCAUAAAUUGCACCUGCGAAUGUUUUUCAACUAUUUCUAAAAUAGAAAAUAUAAUAUGGGACCACCAAAGCGUUUUAAAAAGGAUACUGAUCGUGGUAAAUGGAAAAAACGGAAAGAGGACCAUGAUCCAGAUUAUGUUAACGAUGAAGAUUAUAAUGAAAAUGAUGCCGAGGGCAUACCAGAUGCAGCAAAAAACGAUGUUGAAAAGCAAGAUGAAGGUGCACUUGAAGAUGAAUUUGGAGCAAAGGAUUAUCGUUCACAAAUGAUUCUUAAAACGGACAAUAUUUCAAGGCCUUUGUGGGUUGCUCCUAAUGGACAUAUUUUUUUAGAAUCUUUUUCACCAGUUUAUAAACAUGCGCAUGAUUUUCUGAUUGCGAUAUCAGAGCCGGUGUGCAGGCCAGAACAUUUGCACGAAUAUAAAUUAACAGCUUAUUCUUUAUACGCUGCUGUAAGUGUAGGAUUACAAACACACGACAUAAUUGAAUAUUUAAAAAGACUGAGUAAAACAAGCAUUCCCGAUGGUAUUAUAGAAUUUAUAAAGCUUUGCACAUUAUCGUAUGGAAAAGUGAAACUUGUUUUGAAACACAAUAAGUACUUUAUUGAGUCACCUUUUCCAGAAGUGCUUCAGAAAUUAUUAAAAGAUCCUGUUAUACAGAACUGUAGAUUAAGGAAGAACAUUGAAGAUGAAACCAAAGAUAAGGAUGGCCUCAUCACUAGUGUUUUAAAUAAGAAUAAAGCACCACAGUUUGGAGCCAAAUCCCUUCCAAUUGUAAAUCAACCGGCUUCAGGAGGUGCGCCAACAGUAUCUAAUGAUAGCGCGACCCCAAAUCAAACGAAUAUCGAAGAGAUUGCAAUUCCUGAAGACAUAACUACGUUUUAUGAUAAAAUUGACAAAGAGGAUGAAGACGAGGAGGAGCAACAAUUAAAGACUGUUAGUUUCGAAGUAAAUCAAGAAAAAAUUGAAGUAAUUCAGAAAAGAUGUAUUGAAUUGGAGCAUCCAUUGCUAGCGGAGUAUGAUUUUCGAAACGAUUCUGUUAAUCCAGAUAUAAAUAUCGAUUUAAAACCAUCGACGGUUUUAAGGCCUUAUCAAGAAAAGAGCUUACGUAAGAUGUUUGGUAAUGGUCGGGCGAGAUCUGGUGUCAUUGUAUUACCUUGUGGUGCUGGUAAAAGUUUAGUAGGCGUGACGGCAUGUUGUACAGUAAGGAAGCGGGCCUUGGUCCUAUGUAAUUCUGGAGUUUCGGUUGAACAAUGGAAGCAACAAUUUAAAAUGUGGUCGACUGCCGACGAUUCUAUGAUAUGUCGAUUUACUAGCGAAGCCAAAGAUAAGCCCAUGGGUUGCGGAAUCUUAGUCACGACAUAUUCAAUGAUCACGCAUACCCAAAAAAGAUCCUGGGAGGCUGAGCAGACUAUGAGAUGGCUGCAAGAUCAAGAGUGGGGAAUUAUGGUUUUAGAUGAAGUCCACACUAUUCCUGCAAAGAUGUUCCGAAGAGUUCUAACGCUAGUUCAGUCUCAUUGUAAACUGGGAUUAACGGCUACACUUUUACGAGAGGAUGAUAAGAUUGCUGAUCUUAAUUUUCUGAUUGGUCCGAAACUUUAUGAAGCAAACUGGUUAGAAUUACAGAAAAGGGGAUUUAUUGCAAGAGUCCAGUGUGCCGAGGUUUGGUGUCCGAUGACACCGGAAUUUUAUAGAGAGUACUUAGGUUGCAAAAUGACUAGGAAAUUGCUCUUAUAUGUUAUGAAUCCGAAUAAAUUUCGCGCUUGCCAAUACUUGAUUCGUUAUCAUGAACGACGUGGCGACAAAACUAUCGUCUUUUCUGAUAAUGUGUUUGCAUUGAAGCAUUACGCCAUUAAGAUGAAUAAACCCUAUAUUUAUGGACCUACUAGUCAGAGCGAAAGAAUACAAAUUCUACAAAAUUUCAAAUACAACAUGAAAGUUAAUACAAUUUUUGUAAGUAAAGUGGCAGAUACGUCUUUUGAUUUGCCAGAGGCUAAUGUAUUGAUUCAGAUCUCCUCGCACGGUGGAUCACGAAGACAAGAGGCACAGAGAUUAGGUCGAAUUCUUCGAGCUAAGAAAGGGGCGAUUGCCGAAGAGUACAAUGCAUUUUUUUAUACAUUAGUGUCUCAAGACACAAUGGAAAUGAAUUAUUCUAGAAGGAGACAGCGUUUCCUCGUAAACCAAGGAUAUGCGUACAAAGUAAUUACAAAACUUGCUGGAAUGAGCGAUGAGCCUGAUAUGAUGUACAAAACACGAGACGAACAAGGACAGCUGCUGCAGCAAGUAUUGUCGGCGAACGAUACGGACGCGGACGAGGAGAAAAUUCCAGGAGAAGGACCUCGUCCGAUGAUUCGCAAAGCAGGCAACAUGGCGUCUCUAUCCGGAGCUGACGAUGCGGUUUAUUACGAGUAUAAAAAAUCCGCUGCAUCGUCAACGGCGAACAAACAUCCACUAUUUAAGAAAUUUAGAACAUAGCAUCAUGCUUAUUAAAUUAUAAAUUUUCCAUUUAAUUUAAUUCAUAUGAGUAGUACAUAAUGUGUAUAUAAAAAUAAAAGCACAAAGGAGAUUCUCGUUUGUAUAUAUAGUCUACCUCAUUAAUAUCACGAGAGAGGGAGAGAGAGAGAGAGA
Molecule: messenger RNA, 2691 nt
Organism: Ceratosolen solmsi marchali
Lineage: Eukaryota; Metazoa; Arthropoda; Insecta; Hymenoptera; Agaonidae
Gene: hay
Product: ATP-dependent DNA helicase hay
Exons: 14
Coding region: 124-2538 (804 amino acids)
Biological process (GO): transcription initiation at RNA polymerase II promoter; nucleotide-excision repair
Cellular component (GO): nucleotide-excision repair factor 3 complex; transcription factor TFIIH holo complex; transcription preinitiation complex
Molecular function (GO): DNA binding; 3'-5' DNA helicase activity; hydrolase activity
Source: RefSeq, a predicted model, not a curated record